UCUGUCAUGUAUAAUCUAACCUCACUUUUGCUUGUCAACAGUUUUUAAUUCUUGUAAAAUGCCUCCGAAAGAAUUAAACCCAACUGAAAAGAAAAUUUUCGAAGCAAUCGAAAAAAAUGAUAUUCCUUUACUAAGAACAUUACUAACGGAAGUGAAGGAUGUGAACAUUUUUGAUGAAAACUUGAUGACUCCACUUCAACAUGCCGCUUAUAAGGGCAAUAAAGAAGUUGUACAAUUACUUCUUGAUCAGGGUGCUGAUCCGAAUAUUUGCGAACACGAACAUUCUUACACUGCUUUGCAUUUUGGGGGGUUAUCAGGAAAUGUAGAUGUAUGUAAUUUGUUGUUACUAGCUGGUGCAAAAUCUACAUCUGUGAAUACAGUUGGAAGAACAGCAGCACAAAUGGCUGGUUUUGUUGGUAAUCACAGUUGUGUUAUAGUUAUCAACAAUUUUAUUCCAAAAAAAGAUGUUGAAUAUUAUUCGAUUAUACAAGGCCAACAAACUAAGCCUUAUCUACCACCUUUCUUAUGUGAAGGUUUUCAUAAAUUUAUUAGUACUGUUAAUAUUCACCCUGUUAGGUUAGCGUUAAACAUCCAAGGAAUUCCUGGAUUGUUAGAUCAUAUGGAUGAAAUAAAAAACGUUUUAGAGAUGAUGUGCAAAAAGCAAAUGAAAGGAAGGGAAUCAAAUGAAGUUAUGGCGAUGAAAUUUCAUUAUCUUGGUUUCAUGGUUGACUCAUUAUCGAAAAUUCGAAAAAAUCGUAAAGAAGAUGAUGAUAAAAAGUUUGAUGUUAUCGAAUUAUUUUCAAAGAAAAUUCUAAAACCAGGCAAAGAUAAUUAUUUGGACUUUAUGGACGGUUUUAUUAGGGAAGCUGUUAGAGAGUUUCCAUUCACAGAUUGUACUUUGUUUAGACAAAUUGUUACUAGUUUGGCUGGUAAAGAUCCCCCACCAGCUCUUAACGUUUUAACAGCAGCUAUUAAUGGUCACAGAGGAUUUGUUGAUAACAUCUCCGUUUGUCAUACUUGUGGAGAAGAAAAACCCAGUAAAAAAUGUUCGAAAUGUAAAGCAAUUCAAUAUUGCGAUCGAAAUUGUCAAAGAUUAGAUUGGUUUGUCCAUAAGAAAGCUUGUGCUAGAUUAAGCCAAGGUAUAAAUGAGAUAGAAACAAAACCGGAUGCUACAGAUAUAUCAAAUGAAAUCCAAAACUUGCUUAUUAAUAAUUAAUAUUCUCAUUAUUAAAAUGAAUAUUGAAUUGAGUGGAAUAGUUGGAAGUAAUCCUUGAACAUAAUUUUAUGUAAUGUGUUUAAUAUUAAUGUGGUGUAAUUGUACAAAAAAUUAAUUGAAUUUGAUGU
This is a messenger RNA of Onthophagus taurus, 1344 nucleotides long. Its product is annotated as ankyrin repeat and MYND domain-containing protein 2. The record is from RefSeq and is a predicted model, not a curated record. Gene Ontology annotation, molecular function: protein binding. NCBI's taxonomy places the organism in Eukaryota, Metazoa, Arthropoda, Insecta, Coleoptera, Scarabaeidae.